AGUCUUACUCUCCUCGUUCAUGGAAUUGUUAUUUUGUUUGUUAAAAAUCGCAAUAAAUAAGUUAAAUUAACUAAGAAACGAUGUCAUUUUUGGCGCAAAGUGUGCGCCAAGUGCUGCGCCAUACAACACAACGUUUGACAACAACCGCAACGCGUGCGCUGAGUUUGUCGCCGGCUUUGCUCCAGCAAAAUAAACUUGCUCCGUCAGGAAUUGAUAUUUCCGCCAUUGCCAAAGAGCACCAGAAGGAGUGUCAGGCUAUUUGCGAUAAAAUUAACCAGCAAAUUGGCAAGUCUGAGCAGGGACGUCUCUUUGCCGUUGUGCAUCUCUGUGGUAAGCAGUUCAAAGUAACUCCUGGGGACAUCAUACUUGUGGAGGGUUACUGGCCACCAACUACUGGGGAUGAGAUUAGCCUAGACAAGGUAAUGCUAGCGGGUGCGCGGGACUUUACGCUAAUAGGAAGGCCCAUUCUCGAGGCUGGGCAAGUGACAGUAAAGGCCACUAUUAUCGAGAAGACGCUGCAGCAUACAAAAACACAUUUCAAGAAGAAGCGCAGAAAACAAUAUAUGCGCAUUAAUUUCCAGCGUUCACCCAAUACAAUGAUAAGAAUUAAUUCUAUCGAAGUUAAUCGCCCGCUAAACAGUAGUGCGGAGGCUGAAACGCAGCCUUCAAAACGCCUUUUCUAAUUGUUAAACAUGAAUAAAUCUGC
Molecule: messenger RNA, 706 nt
Organism: Drosophila busckii
Lineage: Eukaryota; Metazoa; Arthropoda; Insecta; Diptera; Drosophilidae
Gene: mRpL21
Product: 39S ribosomal protein L21, mitochondrial
Exons: 2
Coding region: 81-683 (200 amino acids)
Biological process (GO): translation
Cellular component (GO): mitochondrial large ribosomal subunit; ribosome
Molecular function (GO): structural constituent of ribosome; RNA binding
Source: RefSeq, a predicted model, not a curated record